GUAAAAUCACCUGUUUGUGCUUGUUUCCGGUUUUCCGUUAUUUGUUUAUAUAUUUAUUAUCAUUCAAAGUUGUUUAUAUUUUAAUAGUGUUGCAAGAUUAUCAAUAUUUUAAAAACAAAAAGUGAAAGCUAAAAACAAUAUGUCUUUACUAAAAAAGAAAUUUGAUGACUUUGGUUUUAAAAAUAAACAAGAUGAUACAGAAUGGAAAAAAGAUUUGUCAUCAAAACAAAAUAUUUUAUAUGGUGAUUCACCAUACAUACCUAUUUUAAUUGAAAAUAUUCCGAAUUAUGUUCAAUUAGAUGACUUUGAAUUUGAUAGAAUAAAAGAAGUGCAAACUGUUGGAAUAAUUUACGGAAAUACAUGGCAAGAAGCUCUCAUUUAUAAUUGUAAUAAAGAUAAUAUUAUUUCAAUACAAUUGAAGUUUACAUGCUGUAGACGUGAAGUACUGCAAAAGAGUGGUUACACACCGGGUGUUAAAAUACCAUGCAAAUUGUUUGGCAGAUUAAUUAAUUUUGAAGGAAAACCUCAAUUAGAAAUUCAUCAUUUUCUUAAAUUAAUUGAUCUAGAGGGAUCUCUACAAACAACGAAAAUUCUUUCACAAUUAGUGAGACAAAAGUAUAAUUAUUAUGCGAGUGUAAACAGUUCUUAAUUUUUAAUAACUAAUGUAAGUGAUAAAAUUAAUAAUAAUAAAUAUUUUUGUAUAUUAAAUUAAA
Messenger RNA from Leptopilina boulardi, 713 nucleotides. RefSeq lists its product as uncharacterized. The record is from RefSeq and is a predicted model, not a curated record. NCBI's taxonomy places the organism in Eukaryota, Metazoa, Arthropoda, Insecta, Hymenoptera, Figitidae. Bases 140 to 649 code for a protein of 169 amino acids. The transcript has 2 exons.